CAUCCUCAGUUGCAUCCUUUCUGGUUUCAGGUUUACAACUUCCUUCCCAAGAAGGAUCACAUCUUCUCUGUUGACCUCUAUAAGAAUGCAUUCAAUAUUUAUCCCUGUCCUGCAAAAAAUCCAUCGAGGGGUGAAAGAAUUGGCUUCUCAGUGCAUUUUAUUCCUGAAGAUGGGGAUUCUUACCGCAUAUUCAGGGAAUUCGGUGUGAACAUUUUUACCAACACCAGGCUGUACAUCCCACGUCACUGCUCUGCUAACGUGAUGGCAAUGAAAUUAGAUGGUUUACCAGGACCUGGACGCCCUCUUGUUGUUCAGCAUUUCAGUAACCCAGGAAUUGGCUCUAUGCCAAUCCCUGGAGUUUCCUUUAGUGCUGGUGUUGCUCUUCCGGGGCUUCCCACACCUCAGGUUGAGGCUGCUCCUAAAAGGACACCUCGGCGCUUGUUUCCUGAAACGUGGAUAUGGGACCUGGUUAUUAUAAAUGGUUCUCAAGGAAAUAGCCAUUCUCAACUCCAUAGUUCCAGUAGAAAGAGUGAUGUAUCUGAAGAACCCAAAGAGAUUGCUCUUCCUGUGACCAUCCCGGACACCAUCACCGAAUGGAAAGCUGGAGCUUUCUGUCUUUCAGCAGAUGCAGGCUUUGGCCUGGCCCAGCCCACUUUUCUGAAGGCCUUCCAGCCGUUCUUCAUUGAACUCACCUUUCCAUACUCUGUGGUGCGAGGAGAAGCCUUCCCACUCAAGGCUACCGUCUUCUCCUACCUGACUUACUGCAUCCGGGUCAGAAUAUCUCUGACGCCUUCUGCUGACUUUGAGGCCUCUCCUAUGGAGGAGGAGGAAGAUUCCUAUUGUAUCUGUGCAAACGGAAGGAAAACGGUGUCAUGGAUGAUGACCCCUAAAAUUCUAGGGGAGAUCAACCUCACAGCAAGUGCAGAGGCCGUGACUUCAGAUCAGCUCUGUGGGAAUGAAGUAGUGGAGGUGCCCACCAUUGGAAACAAAGACGUCGUGAUCAAGUCGUUAUUAGUUGAGCCUGAAGGGAUUGAGAAAGAAAUGGUGUUCAACUCUCUUCUCUGUGCAUAUGGAGAACCCGUGUCCAAAUCUUUUCCUCUGACAUUACCGGAGAAUGUUGUAGAAGGCUCAGCCAGGGCCUCAUUUUGUGUGCUGGGAGACAUUUUAGGAGGAGCGAUAAAGAACCUCAAUCAGCUUCUCCAAAUGCCCUACGGCUGUGGGGAGCAGAACAUGGCCCUCUUUGCCCCCAAUAUCUACAUCCUGAACUAUCUCAAUGAGACUGGACAACUGACACAGGAGAUCAAAUCCAAGGCUGUCGGAUACUUAGAGGCUGGCUAUCAACGGCAACUGAACUACAAGCAUCGUGAUGGUUCUUACAGCGCUUUUGGAGAAUCUUACUCUAAAGAAGGGAACACUUGGCUGACGGCUUUUGUGCUGAAAUCUUUUGCUCGAGCAAGAUCCAUAAUCUUUGUGGAAGACAAGCACAUCAUCGACGCUCAUAACUCACUGACACGGCAGCAGGAGAAUGAUGGAUGCUUUCGGAGCACUGGGUCUCUUUUUAACAAUAACCUCAAGGGGGGAGUUGAUGACAAGACCACUCUUUCAACUUACAUCACCAUUGCUUUGCUGGAAGUGCCGCUACCUCCCACCCAUCCUGUGGUGCGGAAUGCUUUAGUUUGCCUGGAGAAGGUGACUGAAGCAAAAGAGAUCCACAUUUAUCUCCGGGCUCUGUUAGCAUAUGCUUUUGCUUUGGCGGGGAAAGAGGACAAGAGGCAAGAAAUGUUGGACUCCCUUCUAAAAGUAGCUGUGAAAGAUGGUGAGAAAUGAGCUCUUUGUUAUGAAAAGCAGGUACCCACCGAAGAAAUUGGAAACGUGCAACAAACUUUAUUGGCAUGCGAAGAAAAAUGUUCACUGGUCUCCC
Messenger RNA from Notechis scutatus (mainland tiger snake), 1921 nucleotides. NCBI's taxonomy places the organism in Eukaryota, Metazoa, Chordata, Lepidosauria, Squamata, Elapidae. The record is from RefSeq and is a predicted model, not a curated record.